AUGGGAGGACUCGACGAAGCUUUUAUCCAAGCUCCUGAACACAGACCCAAAACUGAUCUCAAAAACUCCGGUGACUACAUUUACUCCAACGAGAUCCCGACCAUCGACCUCUCUUCUCUCCAAGACCCAGACUGCGACAAGACCGCGCUCGCGACAGAGAUUGCUGAAGCAUGCAUGAGGUGGGGGUUUUUCCAGGUGGUAAACCAUGGCUUGUCGUUGGACUUAAAGCGUCGGGUGGAGAAGACGAUGGCGGAUUUUUUCAGUCUAACGUCGGAGGAGAAAAGAAGAGUGAAAAGAGACGAAGUGAACCCUAUGGGAGUUGGACGCCACGCAGACGCAGGAGUUAUAACCGUCUUGGCCCAAGAUAAUGUGGGUGGGUUACAAGUAUGGACAAAUGACAAGUAUUGGAGUGCAGAACAUAGAGUGGUAGUGAAUUCAAGCAAAGAGAGAUUCUCAAUGCCUUUCUUCCUUUUCCCAUCCCAUGAAGUCAACAUUGAGCCACUGAAGGAGCUUCUAAGCGAAGACAACCCGCCUUGUUACAAAAAGUACAAUUGGGGCAAGUUCUAUGUUGCGAGAAACAGAAGUGAUUACAAGAAGCUCCAAACUGAGAACAUCCAGAUUGAUCGCUUCAAGGCCGCUUAAGUAAUCUUACUAUAUGUAUAUUAGCACAACAUUUCCUAAUAAUGUCAAUGAACAUGACUCAUGUGUUACUUCUUUAUCAAUAAAUAAAGAAGAAAUUACUAGAAUGAUACACAAAAGUUGGUAUAUG
Eruca vesicaria subsp. sativa (arugula) is the source of this 769-nucleotide messenger RNA. The record is from the annotation of a GenBank genome assembly. NCBI's taxonomy places the organism in Eukaryota, Viridiplantae, Streptophyta, Magnoliopsida, Brassicales, Brassicaceae.